GCUGAAAGUUAUUGCGUGGCUCUGAAUUCUUCAUAAUCAAAAUCCGCGCCCACCAAUGUAUUAGCUGGAAACCAAAUAUAACUGAACGCCUCAAAUGGCUUAUCGACCAUUGUUAAUCUAACUCAGAAAUUAUAGUGACUACAAAAAGACAACAACAACAAUGAUUAUGUUAUAAGUCAAAAAGCCUCAGCAUAGUUAAGGGAGCAAUUUGUAUUGUUGCCCCAGAAACCACCAAAGUAGCGGUGUCUUCAAAUAGCGCAACCAUGCGUUGGUACACAAGAAGGCCGCCUUUGCUGCCGUUUAUUAAGCCCGUUCGGUUUCAAAGCACAUGGACGUAAGGUUUCCCCCAAUCACUAUUUAAAUUACGUACACAAUGAGCGCGUAUGCCGUCAAUGCUGUUAAUGCCAACAGAAACAAAAGCAACAAACAUCAAGACUAACUCAGGCGAGAACCAACCACCAAUACAAUCAACGCAAGACGCAAUGCCACAAUCAUUAGCCACAACAAGUGCCAACCACUUUGCGAAAAUAACUGCGAGCACAAUAACGGUGAUGGCAGCGACGAACACUAAAACUCUAGUUUUGUUCACCGUCGCCAUGUUCGUACUGCCUGUGGCCUUCUCAGGGAAUGUGGCUGCUGUGGCAGCAGCGGCGGCGGCGGUCAGCAACAUGAACGACGAGUACUUAAGAAUUAUCGCCGGUGCGGAUUCUGGCGAAGAGACGGCCACAAAAGCCGCAAUUACUUUGGAAAAGCACAUUGGCAAUAUUGCUCCUGUUGUUGUUGCAACACCUACGCCACCCUUGCAGGGAGAUCAACCGAAGUAUUUGAGUUUCAUGGCGAGUGUGUUGCUUAAUGAUGAAGGCGGCAAUGGUAGUGGUGGCGGUAAGGGCACAGACAGUCGGUCCGGCCUUGGGAGUGUAAAUAGUGGCGGCAAUUUAGUUCCUAUAAAAUCGGCAGUGACAGCUGCCGGGUCUGCAGCGGCGAAAGCAUUCAACGACUCGUUAGCGUCCGCCGUGACGUCGACGUUGACGACUGCGUCUGCAUCAACACCCGAAUGGUCGACACACUUAGCAUUUGUCAUCUUCAAAUGUUGCAUUAUUAUACUCAUUAUACUCGCUGCCAUACUCGGCAAUGUGCUCGUGAUUGUGUCCGUUAUGCGGCAUCGGAAAUUGCGUAUUAUCACGAAUUACUUUGUGGUUUCAUUGGCCGUGGCUGAUAUGUUGGUGGCCCUGUGCGCCAUGACAUUCAACGCUUCCGUCGAGAUUACCGGGAAAUGGAUGUUCGGCGCCGUAAUGUGCGAUGUGUGGAACAGUUUCGAUGUUUACUUCUCAACGGCGAGUAUUAUGCAUCUCUGCUGCAUAUCCGUGGAUCGAUAUUUUGCGAUUGUUCAACCGCUCGAUUAUCCACUGAUUAUGACGCAGGGGCGUGUGUACUUUAUGCUCUUAAUGGUGUGGCUGUUGCCCGCGCUUCUCUCAUUUCUACCGAUUUGCUCAGGCUGGUACACGACGGAGGAAAAUUGGAAAUAUUUAAAAAGCAAUCCACACAUUUGCGAAUUUAAAGUGAACAAGGCCUACGCUAUUGUUAGUUCCUCGAUGAGUUUCUGGAUACCUGGUUUCGUAAUGGUCUUCAUGUACUAUCGCAUUUAUCAAGAGGCUGUACGACAGGAACGGCUUGUCUACAGAUCCAAAGUUGCUGCUCUCCUUCUAGACAAACAUUUGCAGAUUAGCCAAAUACCCAAGCCUCGACCGAGUAUCCAAGUUGAACAGUCGACCAUUACAACAAUGCGCCGGGAGCGUAAGGCCGCACGUACGCUAGGAAUAAUAAUGAGUGCUUUUCUACUCUGUUGGGCGCCAUUUUUCUUAUGGUAUUUAGCGUCCACACUUUGCUCCAGUUGCACCACACCGCGCAUUGUUGUUGGUAUACUCUUUUGGAUUGGCUAUUUCAAUUCGGCUUUGAAUCCCAUCAUUUAUGCCUACUUCAAUCGUGAUUUUCGUGGAGCUUUCAAGAAAACACUGAAGUCCUGCUGCCCAUAUGACCUCAUAAAUUGUCGCGUCAGCGCGGGCGCUGACUUACCGCCAUACAUCAACUCCACCGCCUCCUCCGAAAUACACAUGAACAUUAUACGAACUCGUCAAUACGCCACGUCGUCAUCGAAUCAGCUGCAACCGUUCUAUCAGAACUAAAAAUGUAAUAAAGUUGAAUAAAUUGAACCAAAGAAGCAACCAAGGAAAUUGAACUGAAAGGGACGAGGAAAGCAAAGUAAAAAUGAACUCGGCAAUUCCUACGAUGAACGAAGCUGGCUACCAGGCCAAAUUACUCCGCCAAACAAAAAUAGCAACCAAAGGAGCUCGAAAAUAAACAAUAAUAUUAAUAAAAUAGUAAUACAUUUUAGGUGUAUGUGCAUGGAUGUGUGUAGUUUGUUGUGAGAAAUACUCGAAAGUAGGUAAAACACUUACAUACCAUACUUACCACCAUCUCUGUAAAGUUUAGCUAUUAAGAACCAAAAAAAAUUAAGUAGAAAGCAAAACAAAAUAGAAAAUAUCAAUAUAACAUAAUAAUAGCAAAAAUAAAAAAAAAUGAAUAAGCGAGUAUUAGGUGUUGUAUUUGUAGUAAUAAAUAUUAAUUAAUAUUUGCAUCGGCAGGUUAAUGUAGUUACAGUGAGUUUACGAGAAUAAGAGACAACAGUUUAAAACUAUAAAACAUCGUGACAAUCCCACAGAAUUGAAAA
Molecule: messenger RNA, 2728 nt
Organism: Bactrocera oleae (olive fruit fly)
Lineage: Eukaryota; Metazoa; Arthropoda; Insecta; Diptera; Tephritidae
Gene: Octbeta1R
Product: Octopamine beta1 receptor
Biological process (GO): adenylate cyclase-activating adrenergic receptor signaling pathway
Cellular component (GO): plasma membrane
Molecular function (GO): adrenergic receptor activity; octopamine receptor activity
Source: RefSeq, a predicted model, not a curated record